CCAUGUCAUUUAAAACUCAAGUCUAAUUAUAUGACACAUAUACAAAAAUAGACCCAAAGCAUUGUGGAUGCGACCUCAACAAAAAAUUUCCAUAUAAAUUGUCCUUUUCAUCACUUGCACUCAAUUCUAGCCACCAGUAUAAAACUUUAUUCACAGUACUUUUUUGCAAAUUCAAUAAAAUAUUAAAAAAUGAAAUUUGUUCUAUCCUCAAAAAAUCAAGAAAGCCAAAAAAUUGCAUCACACUCACACACACACAGUUCAAAACACCUAAUCAUUCUUGAAUCAUCAUACAAAGAAAAGUUAGGAGAAAAGGAAAAUCUGACAAAAAAAAAAAAAGGUUCAAUAUGAAAGCGUUAUGGUGCUCAAACAUAAAGUUUCUAACACACAAAAACAGAGAGGAAAAGGGUCUUUUCUGCUCAAGGGAAAUAGCUCUGAGCAGACAAGGAGAGGGUUUUUCUUUACAUCAAAAGCGUGUUAGAGAUGGGUUUUUCCUUACGGUGACGUUUGAGCAAAAGCCCGUUUGUUCGAUCUCUGCAUCUUCUUCUGCUCAGGCCAAUGAUGAAACUGAAGAAACACAAGCAAUGGACUCAGAGGAUAAACCGAAAAUUGUUCGUGUCAGGUUCAAAUUACACAAAGAAUGUGCAUUUGGGCAGCAAUUUUUAUUAGUAGGUGAUGAUCCAAUGGUUGGAUUAUGGGAUCCCUCAAAUGGGAUGCCGUUAAUUUGGUCCGAAGGACAUGUUUGGACUGCAGAAAUCGAUAUGCCAAGUGGUAAGGUAAUCAAGUAUAAGUUCUUACUUAAGGGAGAAGAUGAAAAUGUAACAUGGCAGCCCGGCCCAGAUAGGUUUGUUGAAACAUGGUACACUGACAAAGUAAUAACCGUUUAUGAGGAUUGGGAAAAUCCCGAACUCCAAAACACAGUCGAGGAGGAAAUUUCAGCAGAAAUAAAAAACGAGUCUUUGCUCAACUCGAAUUCGCCGAUAAAAAAUGGUGAUAAUUCAAAUCAGCUGCCGGUAUUUUUGGCUGAAGAAAAUGACUCGAUUGAUGAACUCGGAGGUGAUGAUAACGAUAGUGAGGAGGAUCAUGUGGGCCCACAUUAUCUGUCAAUGGUUGCGGAAAAUAUUACGGAGGGAUUUGAGGGCCGAGGUAUUAUUAGUGCAAAUGAUGAGAAUGGAGAAAGGAAUUCGGGAGAUAACGAUGUGGCGAUUUACAGUGCCGACUUUUUUAGCUUGAAAGGUGAAGAGAAGACAAUAGUUUCGGAUGAAGGGGUUCCGGUUUUGGUGCCGGGCUUAAUUUCGAGUGCAAUGGAGGAGAUUGAAGAAAAAGUGGUAAAUGAGGUUGAUGAGAAUGAUGAAACUGUUGAGGAAAGAGUUGAUGAAGUUGAGGAUUCAACUGAAGCUGAGUUAGCUGAUGAGAAUGUAUCUGCAUCGAUGCUACAAGAAAGCAUCGAGACGAUAGUGAACAUUGAUGAUCAGAAGAAGGAAAUCAACGGCUCAGAUCAAAUCUUGGAUGGCGACAUGGAAUGGGGACGACGAACUCUUCAGAAAUUGCUCGCGAAUUUCGGAUUUCAAUAAUUAUUAUUACAAUAGUUGUUUUAGCAAGCAAAGAAAAAAAAAUAAAAAAAAAAAAUGG
Messenger RNA from Striga asiatica, 1629 nucleotides. The record is from the annotation of a GenBank genome assembly. Lineage: Eukaryota; Viridiplantae; Streptophyta; Magnoliopsida; Lamiales; Orobanchaceae.